CAGACCAAUGAGAACCCCAGAGGGGUAAGACGGGUCAUUUCCUCUCUGGUUAUCUGCGCCCUUCCUUGGGGCUUGCAAACCACAGCCCUUGGGAGCCUUUGAUCAGAGGAGGAUCUGGGAGAGACCUGAAGAUGGACUCCAUGGCUCUCAGCACCCCGGACUACUCUGAUUAUGACAAAUGGACCUUGAACCCCGAUGUCUUGGUGGAUGCCUCUUCCCCCACCCACAGACUGCGUGUCCCAGAUGUGAUCGCCCUGGUGAUCUUCGCGGCUGUCUUCCUGAUCGGGGUGCCCGGCAAUGCCAUGGUGGUCUGGGUGACAGGGUCUGAGGUCAAGAGGACCGUCAACGCCAUCUGGUUUCUCAACCUAGCGGUGGCUGACUUCCUCUCCUGCCUGGCACUGCCCAUCUUGUUUACAUCCAUCAUCCAGCACAGCCACUGGUCCUUUGGUGACGCUGCAUGUCGAAUCCUGCCCUCUCUCAUCCUUCUCAACAUGUAUGCCAGCAUCUUACUCCUGGCCACCAUCAGCGCCGACCGCUUCCUGCUGGUGUUCAAUCCCGUCUGGUGCCAGAACUACCGAGGGGCCCGCGUGGCCUGGGUGGCCUGUGCCGUGGCCUGGGGCUUGGCUCUGCUGCUGACCAUACCGUCCUUUAUGUUCCGUCAGGUCCACGUAGAGCACUUCCCACCCAAGACGACGUGUGUUGUUGCAUACAGUAGGGACCAUAAAUAUGCGGAGAAGGCCGUGGCCAUCGUCCGGCUGACCGUUGGCUUCCUGGGGCCGCUGGUCACGCUUGCAAUCUGUUACACCUUCCUCCUGCUUCGGGCGUGGAGCCGCACUGCCACGCGCUCCGCCAAGACACUCAAGGUGGUGGUGGCCGUGGUGACCAGCUUCUUUGUCUUCUGGCUGCCCUACCAGGUGACGGGGAUGAUGCUGGCCUUUUUCGAUGCGCACGGGGACAGCUUCAAACUUGUGUCCAGUCUAGAUGCCCUGUGCGUCUCCCUAGCUUAUAUCAACUGCUGCAUUAACCCCAUCAUUUACGUGUUCGCCGCCCAGGGCUUUCACGCCCGGUUCCUGAAGACCCUUCCCGCCAGGGUCCGGGGCGUGUUGACUGAAGAGUCGGUGCGCAGGGAGAGCAAGUCCCAGACGCUCUCCACGGUGGAUACCCCGGCCCUGAAGAGCCAGGCGGUGUAAAGGGAGGCCUUUCUGAGCACCAGCUUUCCAGGGCUCCGCCAAACUUCUGGUCCAUUCACUUUGCUUUUUGAAACUCAGCCCAGGACAAGGUGGGCGGUGGUGGUUGAAUGAAUUUGCCACCUUUUCCUUCCAUCUUUCUUGGACUCGUCCUGCUUCUUCUAGGCGAACCCAAUUUUAUCGUUCUUCAUUUUCCAAGGUUGAUAAGUUCUUCUAGGACUGCCCCCCCCCACCCCCCACCACAACCUUUCCAUCCAAGGACUCUGGAAAACAAACAGCAACCAACAUACGUGAAACCCUCCCACAAAAUAAGACGUUCCUGUGCAAAGCGUGUGAAGAUAUCAGAUACCAGAACAAACAGAAACACUCAAACUUUGAACAACAAAAAAAAAGAAUUCUGUAUUUAUUUUAUGGAGAGUUGACCAAAAAAAAAAUCUCUCUAUAUAAAACUGGAAUCUCAAAAGUUAUUGUUGUUUAGGACAAAGCAAAAAUCCAUGGACUGAGCUUCACUGGUGGCUCAGUGGUAAAGAAUCUGCCUGCCAAUGCAGGGGACAGGAGUUCGAUUCCUGGUCGGGGGUGGGGAGAUCCCAUGAGCCUUGGGACAUCUAAGCCCACGUGCCACAACUAUUGAGCUGGAGCGCCUAGAGCCUGUGCUCCACAAGAGAAGCCUCUGCACCAGAACAAGAGAGUAGCCCCUGCUCGCCGCACCUGGAGAAAGUCCACGCAGCAAGGAAGACCCAGCACAGCCAUAAAUAACAAACUAAAGAAAUAAAAAAAAAAUUUUUUAAUUCGUGUACCAAUCUCAGCUUUGGAGAGUGAGUUGGUUUAAAGAGAAACAGUAAGGGCCUUCCCUGAUGGUCUUGUGGUUAAGACUCCAUGUUUCCACUGCAGGGGGUGUGGGUUCCAUUUGGGGUCAGGGAACUAACAUCAGACAUGCUGUGUGAUGUGGCAAAAAAAAAAAAAAAGAGAAAAGCAGUAAGUUGGUACAUUAUUUCACUAGGUUAAAAAAAAAAAGAGUGUUAAGUAAAAAGAUGUGAUGUGGUUAUGGAGAAAAGCAACGAACGCAGAAGGUACCCAGGGUUGGGAAACACGGGUUGGGUCCCUCCAGCGGGUGGAGUCCCAGGGGAAUUUGCUCUUUUGGGUUGUCAAUUGAUGUUUUGUUUGCCCUGAAAAAGAAAACUAACUGUUUCAUCUUGACCUCGUUUAGCGUCUCAUGAGGUUGGGUUGUAAGUGAUAAUACGAAAGUGAUCCUGUGCAUCUUUGACCUGUCUCCUGUAACAGGAACAUCUUUCAAAAUGGCAUUACAAUAUCACAACCGAGAUGUUGACAUGGAUAUGGCCAAGGUGCUGGACAUUUUUGUAGCUGCCAAGUCCCUCGUGACAUUCUUUUCUAGCACCUCCACUGCCCACUACCCUCCCCAGCUUAGUCCCCAAGCCCUGGCAACCACGGAUCCUCUCUCUAUCUCUGUCAUUUGACACUUUCAAGAAUAUUGUAUUGAUGGACUCAUAUAGCAUGUAACCUGUGGACUUUUAAAUAGCUGGUAUGCACCAGCUGAAAAAUGAAAAUAAAGAAUAAGUGUAGAAA
Messenger RNA from Bubalus bubalis (water buffalo), 2771 nucleotides. It is a transcript of the gene C5AR1, whose product is annotated as complement C5a receptor 1. Gene Ontology annotation, molecular function: complement component C5a receptor activity; G protein-coupled receptor activity. Lineage: Eukaryota; Metazoa; Chordata; Mammalia; Artiodactyla; Bovidae. Gene Ontology annotation, cellular component: plasma membrane. The transcript has 2 exons. The coding region runs from base 132 to 1190 and encodes 352 amino acids. Gene Ontology annotation, biological process: phospholipase C-activating G protein-coupled receptor signaling pathway; chemotaxis; inflammatory response. The record is from RefSeq and is a predicted model, not a curated record.